AAGCAACACACACAACAUAUAUAUAUGUGCAUUGGGAUCUGCGUCGAUUUCAGUUCAAUCUCGAACAGGUUCACAGUUCUUCGAAGUGCUUCUUGUUGAUUCCUCCAAAUGUUCUGAUCUAUAGUUUGUGUGAUCGUAGAUAAUAAUAAAAAAAUUUUACACGAAUCCGGUGCAAGUGUCAAGUACUUUUUCGCAAUGUUUCCUUUUAAAACGUGUUGCCUUUGUUGUCAAUUGGAAACGGGUGCAUAUACUUUGGGUAUUCUGGGAUCACUCGGUUCACUAGGAACUAUUCUCUUUGGUCUGAUAAUUUUAGGUCACAUUUUCCAACAAAUCCCUUUUUUACUCAUUUUGCCAGUAAUUCUAAUACUUUUCGCAUCGAACGCUUUGAGUUGUUUUCUGCUGAUGAUAUUCGGGGCGAAGACAAGAAAUAAAUGGCUCCUAUUGCCAUACAUAGUCUUCGCUAUCAUAAUCCUUGUUACGGAUAUAUUAAUAAUGCUUACUAUUUCAUUAUUGCAUGGAAAAGUGGAUGCAAACGACCUUGAGCUCUUAGGAAUCUCCAUUUUUUGUCUCCUACUGGGCAUUCAUUGUGUGCUUAGUAUGAUUUCUCUGUUCAUGAAAUUCAGGAAGGAAGAAGCGGACACAAGAAAGGAUGGAUUCUAUCGGUUGGAGAAAGAUAUGCACAUAUAAAAUUAGGUUAUAGGAACAUUGUCUCAUAUGUACUCCAAUUAUGAAUAGUAAUUGUCAAAUGUUAUAAGAAUAUGUAUCACCACGAAAAUAUAGCAUUCAGCAGAAGUA
Messenger RNA from Hermetia illucens (black soldier fly), 795 nucleotides. RefSeq lists its product as uncharacterized. The transcript is spliced from 4 exons. The record is from RefSeq and is a predicted model, not a curated record. Lineage: Eukaryota; Metazoa; Arthropoda; Insecta; Diptera; Stratiomyidae. Bases 196 to 687 code for a protein of 163 amino acids.